AUGACCUCGAGAUUCAACCGCGAAAAAUUCUCAAAUCGCGCAACCGUCAAGGUUCCCGAAGACACCGCUGCACAGGACAUUCAGAACAAUCAGCAGGGAACCUUUACCAAUUUGGAACCUAAAGUACAGCGCGAACCUGCCUCGCAGGGCGAUCAAGCCUCGAGUGGAAGCGCCCAAACCGCGACCUGGGCAGCCCCUGAAACUACUGAAAGGCGUGGUACCAGAUACUCGCUCACCCAUGACGACCUGGUCGAUCCCGACGAGUAA
Molecule: messenger RNA, 267 nt
Organism: Aspergillus affinis
Lineage: Eukaryota; Fungi; Ascomycota; Eurotiomycetes; Eurotiales; Aspergillaceae
Exons: 2
Coding region: 1-267 (88 amino acids)
Source: RefSeq, a predicted model, not a curated record